CUUCUUCUUCAUCCCUUGGGUUGGCUGGCACAGGACAGAUUAUCUUUCCCUUUCAUUUCAUCCCUUUGGAUCAUAAAAAAUCCCUAUGUUGUCCUCAUAAUUCCCAUAAAAAAAACCCUUCAAUUCUCAUUUUUGUUCAAUUUUGUUUUCUGUUUUCUUGUUUGGAGAUUCCUUUUCUUGGUUAAGUGUAGUAUGUUUCGAUUUUUAUCAUUAAUUGUUUGUGUAUUGAAAAAGCAUAAUUCAGGAACACAAUUCAUGUCGUUUGACAGCUUGUUCGGCUGAAAGAAUUUUUUUUUUUUUUUAAUUCUAAUCAAAGAAUUUAUUUGUUCCAUAGAUUAAUAAAACUCUGAAAUUGUGAAAUUUGAUUAACGCAGAAUUCUACAAUUCUGUCUUCCUCUCUCCCCCUUUUUUUUUUCCUGAUAGAUUUUUAUCUGGACCAAAAAUGGAAAAUUUCGAAAACGAAUUGUUAUAGCAGAAAUUUAAAUAAACUUUAUCCAUAGGGUUUUGGUUUUUCUUUUUUCUUUUUUCUUUUGGAAAAUUUAAAAUUUUUAAAUAAAAUUUCUUUCGAAAUGAAAAAAUUCUAGAAUUAGUGAGUUUUUAUAUACGAGAUUUUUUGUCGGUGUUGGACUGUUGACGUUGGGAUGGACUGUAGAGUUAUAGCUCCGAUGGGUGACCCGUGGGCCAACCUGGCGGCGGGCAGCAGUGGCGGAGGAGGUGCUUUCAGCCAGGAGAGCGAGCUUGAUUUGGCAACAAUGGUGAGCGAUUUCUUGGAGAAUGAACAUAGUGGUGGGGCCCAGUAUUCAAGUAGCAGCGAUAGCGAUUCUACCCUCUCCGAUCUUGCGCAGCUUGCUGAGAAAAUCUCUUAUCACAAGUUAGUGGUGGAUCAUCAUCAGCAUGACAUAUUGUCGGUGGUGAACUCGCUUGCACUUUCAAUCACUGAGAGAGAUCUUCACAAUGUGAAAUCAGGUUUUUCCAAUGCUAGCUGCAUCAGGUUUUCUCUGGUGAAGCUUCUGAGGCUUUCUGGUUAUGAUGCUGGUGUGUGUACAUCCAGGUGGCAAGGGAGCGGCAAGGUUCCUGGAGGUGAUCAUGAAUACAUUGAUAUUGUUGGCUUUAAUGAUUCUGGAUGCCGAUUGAUUAUUGACAUAGAUUUUCGGAGCCACUUCGAGAUUGCUAGAGCUGUUGAAUCCUAUGAUAGUAUAUUGAACUCUCUUCCGGUCAUUUAUGUGGGCUCUUUUACCAAGCUUAAACAAUACCUUCAGGUAAUGGUCGAGGCUGCUAGAUCUUCUUUGAAGCAGAAUUCAAUGCCUCUACCUCCCUGGAGAUCUUUGGCUUAUUUGCAAGCAAAAUGGCAGUCUCCUUAUGAGAGGAAGUUUGGUCCUGACGUGCAGAAUAACAAUAGCGCCACUUUAGUUGAACACAAGAAAUGCAUCGGACACCUAAAGAGACUGCAGUCUUCACUUAAAUCUGAGAUUGAAUCGGAACGCAUGUUCAAGCCUGUAAACAGUGAUAAUUGGAAGCGUAAACUUGGGAGGCAAAGGUAUUGAAAGAACCCUUUAAGGUAUAGCGAAUAUUUAUCCGUGCCAUGAAAGUAACCAUUGAUUAUAAGUCUUUAUAAGCCGACAAAAUAAAAAAUAAAAUCUUUCUUGUUGAUAGAGGAAAGGUAAAUUCAUAAAUCCGAUACCAGUAACGAAUAACAUGCCAGAUUGUGGUCGGGAUGCUUUUAAACUCCCACCUCAUUUGUUAAUGUACCCGAACAAGGCAAGAAUGUCAGGUUUCAAAGCUUCCAUACUAUGCUAUUUCUUAUCAUUUUGCUGUCUUAAGAGGAUCGUACUUGAUCAACCACGGCUUAUUUGUCUAUAGAGAGAGUAGAAUGGAUCAUUUUUUUCUUGGUGAAAAUAAGUUCUUGCCAUCGAUUGGCAUAAAAUUUUGCUCCCAUUUUUGUUUAGCGUGUGCUACGUUAGUGACAGAUACUGUAUUAGCGUGUUUACUUGAUCAAAAGGUUUCCUUGGCGCCAUUUCUAUUCUGAGUGGAGUUGUUCUGGUUAAUUUGUAUUGUCAAGCUUGAGAGAGAUGAUUUUGAUUUCCUUUUAUCUAAUUGUUUCAUUUAUUCAAUCUCCAAUAAUACUGAAUAUGGGUUAAUAUUUA
Olea europaea var. sylvestris is the source of this 2144-nucleotide messenger RNA. RefSeq lists its product as uncharacterized. The transcript is spliced from 3 exons. Lineage: Eukaryota; Viridiplantae; Streptophyta; Magnoliopsida; Lamiales; Oleaceae. Bases 642 to 1544 code for a protein of 300 amino acids. The record is from RefSeq and is a predicted model, not a curated record.